AUGGUAGAAGCAAUUACCCAAUAUCUUCCUCAAGUGCAGCUUUUUAUUUGCUGCCGCAAGCUGAAAGACGUCGAACUAUUAUCAAAAUCUGAUCCCUUUGUAGAAGUCUUCGAAAAAAACACUUGUGAAGGCCAAUGAACUAAAAUUGGUCAGACUGAGGUGAUUUGGAAUAAUCUCAAUCCAGAUUUCAUCACCAAUUUCCCUCUUGUGUUCCGUUUUGAAGAGCAAAAGUACCUGAAAUUUAAAGUUUAUGACGCAAACGAUGAUGAAGCCACAAUCAGGAACUCAGAAUUUAUUGGUGAGACAGAAUGCACGUUGGGCGAAAUUGUUGCAGCCCCUGGUCAGCAGUUGAUCAAAACUUUAAAAGCUAACAGCAAAGGCCCGAGUUGUGGAAAUAUUAUCUUAAGAACCGAAGAAAUCAGCCAAGUUAAAGACAAAGUUGUCUUUCAUAUUGAAGCAAAAGACCUGGAAGACGUUUCUGGCAUGUUUUCAAGCUUUAAUCCGUUUUUCUAUAUCUCAAGGUCAAUGGAAAACGGAGGAAACCAAAGAGUCUACAAGUCUAAUUACCAAAGAGGAAAAAGUCCGAAAUGGGAAAAAUUUGAAAAAAGUGUGCAAGAACUCUGCAAUGGAGAUUAUGAACGGCCACUCCUUAUUGAGGUAUAUGAUUACCACUCUAGCGGCAACCAUAAACUGGUUGGGACUGCUGAAUUUAACUUGAAAGAAAUUUUUGAAGGGGGACUUAAGACAGUUGACUUGGAAAAUACUCAAAAGUAUGGAAAAAAGAAGAAGUCUUGUGGGAAAAUUACCUUCAAAACUGUUGAUAUGGUGAAGGUCUAUGACUUUUUAGAAUAUAUUGCAGGCGGCUGCCAGAUUUCGCUGCUGAUUGCUGUUGAUUUUACAGCAUCCAAUGGAAAUCCUCAGGUACCGAAUUCGCUACAUUUUUUGAACCCAAAUGGGUAUAAUCAAUACGAAGCUGCUUUAUACUCAGUAGCUGAAAUUUUGAUGAAUUAUGAUAGCGAUAAGAUGGUCCCGAUGUAUGGGUUUGGAGGGAAAAUCAAUGGGGCGGUAAGCCAUUGCUUCCAUAUGAACUUUUCCCCAGAUAACCCUUCAGUUCCUGGAUUACAAGGAAUAAUGGGGUCUUAUAGAAAUUCCUUGCUUUAUACAGAACUAGCUGGUCCUACGCUGUUUUCACAAAUUUUACAAAGAGCUGUAAUAGAAGCUGAGCAAGCGAAUGUAAGCCAAACAAAUCAGCAGUAUUUUGUUCUGUUAAUAUUAACAGAUGGAGAUAUUCAUGAUAUGAGAGAAACUGUUGAUUGGAUUGUCAGAGGAUCUUCAGCGCCCCUUUCAAUUGUUAUUGUAGGAAUAGGAAAUGAUAGUUUUACAAAAAUGGUCACAUUGGAUGCUGAUGAAGUGCCGCUUAUUGAUAGCAAAGGGAGAAGAAUGGAAAGAGACAUUGUCCAGUUCGUUCCUUUCAGAGAUGUCGGAAACUCUCCAAGCGCUUUGGCAAGAGAAGUUUUAGCAGAAAUCCCAAGAGAAAUUGUGAAUUUCUUUUACAAUAAGAGAAAUAUAUUGCCAAAUUCUCGUCAGCAAGCUCAGGAAUAUGAUUUUAAUCGCUCUUACUCAAUUGCAGAAUCAAAGCCAGUGUUUAAUUCUCCGGCUGGCCCACAGAAUGGAUCACAAAGUGCGAGAUCAACAAAUGUUACUGGAUCUUUUAGCGGCAGAACCAAAUAUAGCGCUUUCCCGAGGAUGGCGCGGAAUGGCGCCAUCCUCGGGAAAGCCAGGAAGGCAUCCACACGGGAACUGGGAGUUCCACGUGUGGAUGCCAUUUUGACAUGUGGAAGUUUGGAUCCCACAUGUCAAAAAUGGCAUCCACACGUGGAACUCCCAGUUCCCGUGUGGAUGCUUAGUUGACUUUCCCGAGGAUGGCGCCAUUCCGCGCCAUCCUCGGGAAAGCGCUAUAUCUCAAGCACCUAAUCAGCCACCUGUUAGCGGUCAGAUGUAUCCAGGCUCAUUCCAACCUCAAAUGAUGUCUAGUCAGCAGCCUUAUCCAAUGUACAGCAAAACUUCUACAAUGCCAGCUUAUAUGCCAAAUAAUCCUCAAUUCCAUCCGACUCCAUAUCCUCCUCAAUCAUACAGCGGAGCUCCCAACAUGGUAAGCCAGAAUUCUUACAAUGGGGCUCCAAAUAUGCAACCUCAGCAGUCAUAUACCGGCAUCCCUAAUAUGUCUCCACAGCAAAAUCCUUAUCCCUAUGCUUCCCCUUCAGCUCCACCUGAAUAA
This is a messenger RNA of Blepharisma stoltei, 2278 nucleotides long. The record is from the annotation of a GenBank genome assembly. NCBI's taxonomy places the organism in Eukaryota, Ciliophora, Heterotrichea, Heterotrichida, Blepharismidae.